AUGGUUCCCUACCUUCGGGGCCAAGACCUUUUCCAUUUUGUCGAUGGCUCAAGUAAACCACCUUCUCGACUUCUCUCUGAUAAGACUACUGUUAAUCCAAAUUUUCUUGCUUGGACCAAAAUGGAUCAGAUGAUCCUCAGUGUCAAAAUUUCGACUCUUUCCUAUAAUCUGAUUGCUCAAAUGGUUGGGCAUUCUACCUCUCAAGUUGCUUGGUCAGCUAUUGAAAAACUCUUUGCUUCCCAAUCGCAUGCUCGUGUGAUUCAACUUCGUUAUCAGUUAGCCACCAUUUCCAAAGGUGCUAGCUUUGUUUUUUACUAUUUUCGAAAACUCAAACAUCUCUCAGAUACUAUGUGUGCUGCUAGCGCACCCAUUUCCUCCGAUGAAUUCACCUCUUAUCUCCUUGUUGACUUAAACAGUGACUAUGAUGCCCUUGUUACCUCUGUCACAGCCAGACUUGAACUAAUGUCCCCUGAGGAAUUAUACAGUUUUCUCCUUACCCUUGAGAGUCGUUUGGUUCAUUCUAAUCAUCUACCCAUGUCUACCACUCUCUCUGCAAAUUAUACUUCUAGCUCUCCACACUUCAACAAUCGUGGGCGAGGAAACUAUCGAGGUUAG
Messenger RNA from Juglans regia (Persian walnut), 615 nucleotides. RefSeq lists its product as uncharacterized. The record is from RefSeq and is a predicted model, not a curated record. The transcript has a single exon. Lineage: Eukaryota; Viridiplantae; Streptophyta; Magnoliopsida; Fagales; Juglandaceae. Bases 1 to 615 code for a protein of 204 amino acids.